AGGGCCGAAGGUUGUUUAGGAAACGUGGGUAGAUCGAACCACGACACAGGAAGAGAUACCAAUGAUUGAAGAAUGCAGAGGCUUGAAAAAAAUUGGCGAUACUCAAAACAAGAGGGCAGAGGACUCAGACACAAGCUAUGAGUUUGCCCCAGCGUUUAAGUGUGUAGAGCCGGAUAUCAGCUAUGAUCUGGCUCAACUUUCUGAGACCAUCAAGCCAGAUCUUAGCUAUGAGUUGGUUCAACUGUUUGAGACCCCCGAUUUGGACAUGGUUUGUGAGCUUGCCCAACCAUUUGAGUCUGUUGGCCCAGAUGUCGGCUACAAGCUGGCUCAUCCUUUUGAGACCGUCGAGUCGGACGUCAGCUAUGAGCUGGUGCAACUAUUUGGGACCAUCGAACAUGUUGACGAUUAUGACUUAGCUCAACUCUUUGAGGCCUCCGAACCGGGUAUCGACUAURGRCUUACCCRACUGUUGGAGACUGUCGAGCCGGACGACGGCUAUGAGCUUGCACAACUGUUUGAGACCCUCGACUCCGAUGUCGACUAUGAUCUUGCCCAACURUUGGAGACCAUCGAUACGUCCGAAAACGAUGUCGGGUAUAGUUUUAAGAGCCAAAAGCUGGUAACUAUGAAAAAUAUUGAAGAUUUCAUAAUGAAUCAAUGCACGACGRUGAGUGUUGAAGGARAAUUAGACGGGAACCUCUUGGAAGGACAAGACAAUGAGAUUCGACUUUCAUCUGACCAAGAAGGCGGAGGAAAGACCAUUGUGGAAGUUAAGUUUAUUGAGGAUGCAGACCAUCUUAAAAGCACGUCGAGAGAAUUUAAGGAACUGUCAGAACUCAAGGAAGGGUUUCAAGUGAAGAAAUCCGUUAUUGACGAUAAUGAUUCGAUUAAGACUGGAAAUYGGGUCGCAAAAUUUCAGCUUGGGAUAAGAGUGCGAGGCUGGAAUGAAGACUUGCGCCUCCUUUUUCUCUUACUGAUCAUCCUWACGUCAACUUAUGCUCGUACUUUCCGUUGUYGGUGCUACGACUGCAGCUUUAAUGUCGGCAUCUUACUWAGCAUGGCUGAUCGUCUCAUUACGUUUGAUCUUUAUGGUGGCGCGAGCUCCUUGUGG
Molecule: messenger RNA, 1111 nt
Organism: Chara braunii
Lineage: Eukaryota; Viridiplantae; Streptophyta; Charophyceae; Charales; Characeae
Source: the annotation of a GenBank genome assembly